AUGGCUGACCAGACUGAAGACGCUCAGGCGCAGAUCCAGGAGCUGCAGGACAAGAUUAAGCAGCUCCAGCUCCAGGCCCAGGCCCCUCAGAAGAGCCCCUACGAUACAUAUCAGACGUCUCUGACAAGUCGCUACUGCAGCAAUGAGAUGACCAGCCUCUUCAGCCAGAGAUCCAGGCAUUCUACCUGGCGUAAGCUCUGGCUAGGGCUUGCCGAGGCCGAGGCUAGCUUGGGAAUCGAUGUCAUCACGCCCAAGGCCCUGGAACAGAUGAGGGCUCACCUCACGGUCAGCGACGAGGACUUUGAGACUGCGCGUAUAGAAGAGAAGAGAAGACGCCAUGACGUUAUGGCCCACGUCCACGCUUUCGGGAUCGUGGCGCCUGCGGCAGCUGGCAUCAUCCAUCUGGGCAGCACGUCUUGCUUCGUGACAGAUAACACCGAGCUGAUCCUCAUGCGGGAUGCUCUUGAUAUCCUGCGGAACAAGCUGGCCAAGGUUAUUUCAAACUUGGCAACCUUUGCCAACCAGUGGAAGUCCGAACCAACAUUGGCCUACACCCAUUUCCAGAGUGCUCAACCCAUCACCGUUGGACGCCGCGCGGCUCAAUGGGCCCAGGAUCUAAUGAUGGACUUGGAGGCUCUCGAGGCUGUUCGCAGCGGCCUCAAGUUCCGAGGCGCACAAGGCACGACGGGAACCCAGGCCAGUUUCUUGGAAAUCUUCCAAGGCGAUCAUGCCAAGUGCGACAAGCUCAACGAGCUUUUGUGCGAAAAGUUCGGCUUCCCUGCUUGCUACGACAUUUCGACCCAGACAUACACACGAAAAGUCGACCUGAUAGUUGCAAACGCAGUGGCGGGCCUGGGGGCCAGUGCCCAUAAGAUUUGUUCCGACAUCCGGUUGCUCGCGAGCAAUAAGGAGAUUGAAGAGCCGAAAGAGGCGAGCCAAAUCGGAUCGUCAGCAAUGCCGUACAAGAGGAAUCCGAUGAGGAGCGAGCGAAUCUGCUCACUGUCUCGCGCUUUGAUGGCCAAGCCAGCAAGCUUCGCCAAUACGCUGUCUACGCAGUGGUUUGAGAGGACUCUCGACGACUCCGCCAUCAGACGAAUCGACAUUCCAGAAAUGUUCCUUUUGGCCGACGCUAUUCUGAUCGGACUAGACAAUGUUUCGGACGGCUUCGUAGUCUAUCCGAGACGCAUCCGCAGCCGCUUCCUGGAGGAGCUGCCUUUUAUGGUUACAGAAACCAUCAUCAUGAAGCUUGUGGCCAAGGGUGCUUCCAGGCAAGAGGCACACGAGGAAAUUCGAGUUCUGUCCGUCCAAGCAGCAAGCACUGUAAAGGACGAGGGCAAGCCGAACGACCUUAUCGAGCGUAUACGUAACAACGAGUACUUCAAGCCCAUUUGGGAUGAGCUCGACUCCAUGCUCCAGCCCGAGCUAUACAUCGGCCGUAGUGUCGAGAUUGUCGACAAGUACUGCGGUGCUGGCGGCGUCGUGGAGAAGGCUCUCGCGCCGUACCAGCAGUACGUCCUCGAGUCUACUACGGCGCAGCUCAACGUCUAG
This is a messenger RNA of Ustilaginoidea virens, 1548 nucleotides long. RefSeq lists its product as uncharacterized. Bases 1 to 1548 code for a protein of 515 amino acids. The transcript is spliced from 16 exons. The record is from RefSeq and is a predicted model, not a curated record. NCBI's taxonomy places the organism in Eukaryota, Fungi, Ascomycota, Sordariomycetes, Hypocreales, Clavicipitaceae. Gene Ontology annotation, molecular function: (S)-2-(5-amino-1-(5-phospho-D-ribosyl)imidazole-4-carboxamido) succinate lyase (fumarate-forming) activity; N6-(1,2-dicarboxyethyl)AMP AMP-lyase (fumarate-forming) activity. Gene Ontology annotation, cellular component: cytosol. Gene Ontology annotation, biological process: 'de novo' AMP biosynthetic process.